Olea europaea var. sylvestris is the source of this 380-nucleotide messenger RNA. RefSeq lists its product as uncharacterized. The transcript has a single exon. The record is from RefSeq and is a predicted model, not a curated record. NCBI's taxonomy places the organism in Eukaryota, Viridiplantae, Streptophyta, Magnoliopsida, Lamiales, Oleaceae. Bases 37 to 309 code for a protein of 90 amino acids.
CGCAUCAGUAACAAAGCCAACAGUUUCCGGGUAUCAAUGGAAGCCCUCCCUUUGUCAUCGCCGGCAGCAAGCGGCACCGCCACGCGGAAGCGCGAAACUUCGGCAAUGUCUCGUCUGAAGAAAAGGUGCCUGUCCUGUGCAGUUUCAGUUGGAGAAAUUUUCCGGUAUCUGAAAGCAAUCGCGGUGGGUCAGACUAAGAAAAUGAUGGCGAAAACGGAGAAGGAAGCAACGGAGGCGGAUUUGCAGACGGCCAAGAUGCAGGUGGAGGCCGCCGAUGAAGCUGAAAAUAUCAAGAAGCGACUUGAUUAAUCCAUGUCUAAAAGUUCUCUCUUUUGUUUUCCAAUUCGAGUGUAUAACUAUACAUAUAUAUUUCAUCUUUG